Messenger RNA from Mizuhopecten yessoensis (Yesso scallop), 2718 nucleotides. RefSeq names its product tetraspanin-31-like. Lineage: Eukaryota; Metazoa; Mollusca; Bivalvia; Pectinida; Pectinidae. Gene Ontology annotation, cellular component: membrane. The coding region runs from base 94 to 795 and encodes 233 amino acids. The record is from RefSeq and is a predicted model, not a curated record. The transcript has 5 exons.
CAUUGAGCCUGCUGUCGUGUCUGGACGGUCGUGUCUUGGAACUGACAACGAAGGAGGUUUUCAUCGGUCGGCGCUCUUACAUCUACCAGAAAAAUGGUGUGCGGAGGAUUUCAAUGUUCAAAGAAUGCAUUGGCAGCAUUGAAUGUGUUAUAUAUAUUUGUGUCCUUCAUUCUGAUUGGUGUGGCAGCAUAUGGUAGAGUGGUUGCCAUAGUGACCAAUUUGACCCUGGUUGGAGGGAUCAUUGCGUGUGGAGUUUUCCUGUUCAUUAUUGCCCUCAUUGGUCUCAUUGGUGCAAUCAAGCACCACCAGGUGCUGCUCUUCUUUUACAUGAUCAUCCUAUUCCUGUUAUUCCUGCUCCAAUUCUCCCUGGCCUGUGCAUGUUUGGCCAUCAAUGAGGACCAACAGGAACAGUUUGCUGAAAAUGGCUGGAGACUGGCCUCUAACCAAACCAAAGAAACAGUCCAGUACAAAUUUGACUGCUGUGGCUUUAAGGACUGGAGUAUACAGGGAGACAACCCCAGCGGUCAUCCUCCUUGCGGUGGGAUUCAGUGCUGUAGUGGGGGUAAUGCUGGACCCUGUUGUACAAAAACAUCAAAUAUUACUGAAGCUGACCUUCAGGCCAUGUGUCCCUGUCAGACUUGUUUGACAGCACUACAGAACGAAAUCCAUUCCGCCUUCAAAAUAACGGGGGGUGUAGGCCUCUUCUUCAGCUUUACAGAGAUAAUUGGAGUUUGGCUUGCGCUACGAUACAGAAAUCAGAAAGAUCCUAAAGCAAAUCCAAGUGCGUUUCUAUAGUUGUAGUUAGGUAGUAGUAGUAUAAAAUUUAUAUAGAUUUACACAAACUACUGUAAGUAUGUCUGUUUUACCUAAGAAACCAAUCUAGAUAUAUUGUAAACCAGGAUAUUUGUGUUGUUAGAUAGAAGUCAUCAAUGUAAAAUAUAUUUACAAUCUUAUGAGACAAUGCAUGGCAGGACAUUACAAUCACUUCUCAUAUUUCUGCAAUCAAUGUUAGUUGUUGCACAAAUAUAUUUUGUCAACAGAUAAAAAUCAUAUGCACAUAUUCGCAUAUCACUGAAUUCAAAACUUCAUAUUUAAUUAGUUAAUAUUAAUAUCUUGGUUUACAAUGUUUUCUGUGUUUAUGCAUUUUCAUAAAUGAGAUUUACACAACCAAUAUGCCUAAAAGACACUAAAAUAAUGAAUGUGAUAAAGAUAGACCAAAUUCUUAGAUUUUUUUUUCAAACAUAUGUAUCUUAGUUAAAAAAGUCUAUUUACAGUACUUUGUUAUGUAAGAGUAAACAUAUAUAACUGUUUCUGUUGACAUGUGUUACGCGUUACACAGUUUGGGAUUGUCUAUGAUGGGUACGUGUUAGACAGUUUGGGAUUGUCUAUGAUGGACACAUGUUACGUGUUAGACAGUUUGGGAUUGUCUAUGAUGGACACUUGAUACGUGUUAGACAGUUUGGGAUUGUCUAUGAUGGGCACGUGUUACAUGUUAGACAGUUUGGGAUUGUCUAUGAUGGACACUUGACACGUGUUAGACAGUUUGGGAUUGUCUAUGAUGGACUCUUGAUACGUGUUAGCCAGUUUGGGAUUGUCUAUGAUGGACACUUGAUACGUGUUAGACAGUUUGGGAUUGUCUACUUUGGACACGUGUUACGUGUUAGACAGUUUGGGAUUGUCUACGAUGGACACUUGUUAAGCGUUAGACAGUUUGGGAUUGUCUACGAUGGACACGUGUUACAUGUUAGACAGUAUGGGAUUGUCUAUGAUGGGCACGUGUUACAUGUUAGACAGUUUGGGAUUGUCUACGAUGUCAAGUGUACACACGUUUUAACUGUUUUACUUGCCUGGAUCCUACGGUUCAAAAUGUUGUCAAUACAUACAUCAUUGCUUAGUCUAUAGUUGGUCUGUCAAUAGUGUUUAAGUUACAUACUUGUUAUGAUGUCCUAUGAUCAUACAGUACAAGUACAUGUACUGUGGGAGAUAAGACUGGACAAGUGUAUAUUGUAUGUUACGGCUGCUGAGCAGGACCAAAUUCAAGUGAUGAAACAUUGUUGUCUAUUGAUGCACUGAUCUGACCUAGGAUCCCCAUAAGUUAUAUGUAAAUAAGAAUGUCUGCAGUGUCUCUCAUUUAUAUUUAUUUGUAAGUAGUAGUUCUAUAUAUAGAAUAUUGGAUAAAAAUGCAUUUGGGAAGUGUAACUGUGACGUAAGAACAGCAUACUGGUUACUGUACGAUAAAAGUGAACGUGUUGGAUGGUUGUGAUAAUUGAAUGUUACAUACAAUGUUAUGUUCCCAUCAGUUAGUCAAGGACUAACAGGUUUGUAAAUUUUGUUUGUGGAGGGAACUCCAUAAUUGGUUGAUUUUCAUAAAUAUGUAUAAAUAACAUAAGUAUUAAAUAUUAUGGUAUUAAGGUUUAUUUGUCAAUGUUCAUCAAGUGACAAAUUGACAGAAUUUUAUAUGCAUAUAGGGAAAAGUUGUAGGUAUUAUUUACAGAUUUAUUCACAAUUGUACACUUGUCUCGAGUCUGAUUCGGUGCUGUUCCAUGGUCAUUUCAGUAGAACAAUGAACAUUAUUUAAGGAUUAACUUGAAUAUAUUUUUCAUUUUAUGGAGAUAUUACACAAAUAAACAGAGGGUACUCUUUUCGCGGUUUAUGAUGAGAGUACAUUCUGGGUUUUUUUGUGUUAAAGCUCCAUAACAUGAAAAAUAUAUUCAAGUC